Molecule: messenger RNA, 1284 nt
Organism: Cetraspora pellucida
Lineage: Eukaryota; Fungi; Glomeromycota; Glomeromycetes; Diversisporales; Gigasporaceae
Source: the annotation of a GenBank genome assembly
AUGUUUUCUGAACGUAAUAUUUGGUUAUGUAAUCCUUCAUUAGUUGAAAAACUUUUUACAAAUUCUACAAAAACAAAUUUCUUUUGUAGAGCUUUAUCUACUAAUGGAUUUAAAGAAUUAGGAAUGCAUAAAGUUGGAAUUGGUUUUAAUAGAGAUUUCGAAAGUUGGAAAUAUAAUCGUAGAAUUUUAAAUUAUACACUUACAAAUAUUAAAGUUUUAAAAGGAUAUAUGAAUGCUGUUAAAAAUUUAUUUGUAGAAAUUGAAGGUUAUUGGAAAGAUUUAAACUUUGAAAAUAAUGAAGAAUCUAAAGAAAUUAAUGAAUUUGUUAUUGAUUUUAGUCAAUGGAUGAGAAGAUUUAUAACUGAUCUUGCUUUAAAUAUGAAUCUCGGUGAUCAUGCAUUUAGUAUGGCUGGUUAUUAUAAUUUUCUUUCUAAAAAUAAAAAAAAACGAACUUCUGAAAUUAUCGAAUCGGAAAAAUUCAUUAAAAGUUUUGUAACAUGGUUAAGAUUUCAAUCAAAUUAUAAUUGGUUGACCAAUGAAUUUUCUAGAAUCAUUCAAAAACGUAAACAAGAAAUUGAAAAUGUACCUUUGGAUAAACUCGAUAGAUAUGAUGUUUUAAAUACAUUAUUAACCGUAAACAAAGCUCAAGAAUUAAAAGGUAAUAACGGAAUGGCUAUAAGAUCAAUGAAUGAAAGUGAGAUUUUUGGUGUUUUACUUGAAUUUUUUGUUGCUGGUGUUGAAACGCAUCCUUCAGUAAAACAAAAACUUAUUCAAGAAAUUGAUUCUGUAUUUCCUACUACAUUACCGUCAAGUGAUAACAUCACUUAUGAAAAACUUAUGAAUAAUCUUCCUUAUUGUGAUGCGAUCGUUAAAGAAACGAGUCGUUUAAAAACAAAUCCACCAAUUAAUCCUCGUGAACUUUAUGAACAAGACGAAAUUGGGGGAUAUACAAUUCCAAAGGGUGCUACGGUAAUUGCAAGUGUAGAUGCCAUUCAUUUACAUAAAGAUUAUUGGGAAAAACCUACAGAAUUUAUUCCUGAAAGAUUCUUAUCUAACGAUUAUCCAUUAUCCAUGUCACAAAAAUUAUUAACUUUUGGUGGUGGAUUAAGAGGUUGUGUUGGUAAACAAGUGGCAAUGGUUGAAGUUAAAACUAUUUUGGUUUUAUUAUUUAGAAAGUAUGAUAUCGAACUGGUAAAUGAAAACAUGGAUGCAAAAGAUAAAACUUAUCUUCUUAAUAGUUGUAGUCAAUUGAUGAUUAGGCUUAAGCCCAGAACAGUGGUUUAA